Messenger RNA from Gongylonema pulchrum, 234 nucleotides. NCBI's taxonomy places the organism in Eukaryota, Metazoa, Nematoda, Chromadorea, Rhabditida, Gongylonematidae. The record is from the annotation of a GenBank genome assembly.
ACACAAGAGAUACAUGACUGGAAAGAUGUGCGCGAGAUUAGCUGGGAGCUGGCUGAUAAUCCGGCCAAAUGGUAUGUGUUCCGAUCCACAGAAUGUGAAUGUAGUGAUGUGGAUGGAGAUGUUCGCCCAUUUAAACGUGUCGUAAAAGGCGAGAAAUUCAAGUACAUAACUGUGCCAUUGCCCGGCAUAACACUUUACAAACGUCGCACACAGACCCAGGACGAUGCAUCUUGA